AUGAACUUCGGAUACUUGGGUGCAUAUCGGGAAUGUGAUGUCGGGGAAUUCUCCUUGAGCGCCUUUCCUGGUCAAUAUUCAAUAAAAGUGGGAGUGAUCUGUGACACAGAACGCAAGCGACAACGGCUAAUAGGAACUGGUGUUUUAUGGCGCUUAAAAAAACGCAAAAUUCGAUGUAAUCGGCAAACUCCGUGUAGUAACUGUGUGCGAUCCAAGAACAGUGCCUGCAUCUAUGGAAAUGACCUAGCAGAAACCCUACAGCCCAAUCUUGCGCCGGCUGUGAAGUCACAGCAACCAAGCCAUUCGGCGCCUGCUAUAGAAUCCUCAGCUUUUGGCAGUAGUUUGAUGAGCCUAGGUCGGCCAGUAUCGUCAAUCGUGAACAGCUCAACAGCCCCGUCCACUACACCUAGUCGAUUAUCUUAUGCAGUAGAUUACCUGAAGAACAGAGUUAGACAGCUUGAAGAACGUUCAUCCCAGGUAACCGCUAAGGCUGCUGCGUCCCCAGGUUCUACCUCAACGUCAACAUUAAAAAUAGAAACAACAUCGUCAUCCCUGGUAGGAACUUUCUCAGUUCACCAUGAAAGCCGCCCAUCUAAUGAAACACCAGCAAUCAACCGUAGCCUCGUACAUAAAACUCGCCUAUUUAAGCAGAACCAUUGGAGUAAUGGUGCUGUACAGAUCCUUCGCGAGCUUUUCGAGAGCAUCGAGCCACACAUACAUACAGAAUGGAUCCAAGCUCACUUCCAACAUGCAAAGGUGCAAACUCCUACCAAGGGUCAUCAAAUCGCAGUGGACACCUCCUUGGCCCGCACCACCAAAGUGGGGUCUGCCCCAGAAAGAUAUUAUGAGGAGGUAUGGCUAAAUGUCGCACCUCCGGACACAGCGUUCCUGGUCCAACUUAAGCUCGUACUCGCCAUCGGGGCUACCACAUAUGACGAAAAAUUCUCAAUGCGGGCUUCAGCCUUUCGAUGGAUCUGUGAGGUCCAAUCCUGGCUUGCAGAACCGGGGUUUAAAGCAAGACUAAACAAACAGGUUUUGCAGACUAAUAUUCUGCUUCUCAUCGCUCGACAAACGGCAAGCCUUGGUGGCAGUCUGGUCUGGAUUUCGGCAGGAUCUCUCAUUCGGGGCGCAAUGCUUCUUGGAUUGCAUCGGGAUCCCACAUUUCUCCCAGAAAGCACGGUGUUCGCUAUUGAGAUGCGCAGGAUACUGUGGAACACCAUUUUGGAGAUAGCUCUGCAAUCGAGCAUAGACUCUAGGGCGCCUCCUCUCAUUUCACUUGGCAGCUUUGAUGUUGAACCGCCUCGCAACUUGAACGACGAUCAACUGAUGGUUGGAGACCCUCUGCCGGCAUCAGAUGAUACUUUUACCCAAAUCCACGGGGUCCUCCCCUCUCGAUUCCAAGUCCAAGUAGUAGAUUUCAUCAUGCAUCGCAAUUUCUCAGCACUUCAUAUCCCUUUCUUCGUGCCGGCUCUACGCGAGACGACCGAUGCGUUAUCUGCCUCGCUGAAAAUUUGGCACCUGGUGCGGCUUGCUCCUUACGGUGAUGAGGCCUCGCCAACAGUAGAAAACGGUCUAGUGCGACUCGCGAUUAGUGGGUCCCACUUCUUUCGCGGGAGCGCUUUGCUGGCUAGCCUUACGGCAGCAGCCGAGCUCAUGUUCCAGCUGCACGAGGAGACUGGUCUAAGUCCAGCACCAUUAAGGCCCGACCUGCUUGCCAUAGUCAACGAUGCUAUAACUUGGUCCUUCCGGUGUAUUGAGGCUGGGGAGACCAAUAUCAAGGGAUAUCUCUUUACCUGUUUGGUAGCUGAGCGGGUUGACGGGCUCAUGAAAGGAACAGAGAAGGACGAGUUUCCAGAGUCAUUAAUCACGGCAGUUGAAGCUGCUCAGGAAAAGUGCUUGCGGGUCCUGGAGGAAAAGGCGGCCGAGGGUCGGAGAGGCCCAACAGUAGACGUGCCUAACCAAAUGGGGUUGGAUAUACCCGAGGGCACGGAAGACUGGGAUAUUAUAAUGCCAAAUGGACGGUUCAAUUUGGAAGAGCCCAUGAACUGGCUGUUCAAUGAUGAGACAACACAAUGUAUGCCAAUCUACUAAUGAAACUCGAGAGUGCGCAAAGUGUUUUCCGGAGUGGGGGUUAUCUGGAAUUUAGGGCCUUGCUGUUCUA
This is a messenger RNA of Blastomyces gilchristii SLH14081, 2161 nucleotides long. RefSeq names its product C6 transcription factor. Gene Ontology annotation, biological process: regulation of transcription by RNA polymerase II; DNA-templated transcription. The record is from RefSeq and is a predicted model, not a curated record. The coding region runs from base 1 to 2091 and encodes 696 amino acids. The transcript has 6 exons. Lineage: Eukaryota; Fungi; Ascomycota; Eurotiomycetes; Onygenales; Ajellomycetaceae. Gene Ontology annotation, cellular component: nucleus. Gene Ontology annotation, molecular function: RNA polymerase II cis-regulatory region sequence-specific DNA binding; zinc ion binding; DNA-binding transcription activator activity, RNA polymerase II-specific.